GGAGUAGGGUGUACCAAGAUGGCCGCCGCCAUGGGCUCUCUCCCAGCUUGUCUGUUCCUGCGAAUGUCCUGAGCGUUUUCUGUAAAUAUGGUGUCAGUGACUGAUCAGUAAAUGUGGGGAUUAGGCCCAUGACCCUGAUUUAUCCUUCUGAUUGCAGUUUUGUGGUUAAAUUGCUUCUAGACAAAGAUGGAGGCCACCCGUCACCUCAUGACCUUCAGGCAGAAGAUCUUAUCCCUGCACAGGCUGAUCUCUCCCAGGACGGUUUCCUGCAGAGCUUCCCUUUACGCAAGGCGAAAUACCCUGCAGAACAUAAAGUCUAGGGUGGUGCGUCAGACUUCUGUGUACUGCAGGCCUCAAUUUCCAGCUUUGACCACCAGAUGCCACCAGAUGGUUGGGAACAAGUCCGAUGGAAAUAAAGGACUGAAAAAUGCAAUUCAUGGAAAGCUGAGUAAUAAUUAUGUACAAAGUUUUGGUUCUUUCACAAGGAUGCCUCGAACGUUAACUGUACCACAAAGCCACAUGUCCUGCGCCAAAAACAUCCACACCACCGCACGGCGGAAUGUCCUGCUGCCGCCCCAUGUCUGGCUGCUUAUCAAACCAGUGCAGAAACUGUUAGCAAUUAUCCUUGGCAGGAGUGUAAGGAAGUGGUGGAGGGCUCUCCCUGCAAACAAGCGGCAGCUAUUCAAACAGAGCGUGAGGGAGAAUAAGUGGAAGUUGUCUAUCGGUGCUGCCGCCCUGGGCUCCGUCAUCAUUCUCUUUUACUUCACUAAUCUGGAAGAAACGCCGAUUACGGGGCGCAGCCGCCUCCUGGUGUUCAGGAAGGAACACUAUGACUUGCUGACUACACUGGAGUACGAAAGUCUGAUUGAAGAGUUUAAGGACAUUAUGCUUCCGAAGGAAGAUGCCCGUUAUCAGCUGGUGCAGAAAAUUGUAGACCAUCUUAUCUCCUGCAACAGUGACCUGCCUGAGGUGUCCAAGAUUGAGUGGACAAUUCACGUGGUGGACAGACCGCUCAUUAACGCCUUCGUGCUGCCGAACGGCCAGGUGUUUGUGUUUACCGGCAUGCUGGAUGCGGUGGCAAACAAUGACCAGCUUGCCUUCAUUUUGGGUCAUGAGCUGGCUCAUGCUAUUCUAGAACACAUGGCGGAGAAGGCCAGCGUCACCCACUUCAUGGACUUUCUCUUCCUCAUUUCCUUGACCAUGAUCUGGGCGAUUUGUCCCAUGGAUAGCCUUGCCGUGGUCGGUCAGUGGGUUCAGUCCAAGCUGAGAGAGUUUAUAUUCGAGAGGCCGUACAGCAGGACACUGGAAGCAGAGGCUGAUAAAGUUGGCCUGGAGUUGGCUGCAAAGGCCUGUGUUGACGUGAGAGCCAGUUCUGUCUUCUGGAAACAGAUGGAAGUCAUGGAGACCCUGGGAGAACAGCCUCGCAUCCCGGAAUGGCUUUCCACACAUCCGUCGCACGAGAACCGAGCGGAACAUCUGGACAGACUCAUACCAAAGGCCCUUAAGUUGAGAGACUCCUGCAACUGCUCUGAGCUCCCCUCUGUCGACCCAAGGUACAUUUUUGAGUUGAGUGUGAAGCAUCUGCUCCAGACCCAAAGGGGCCGCGAUGGACAAGCGAUCGCCGGAGAACUGGUGCCUGUCCAGGUGGAUGACCGAGUCCCUCUCGUUUCCGCAGUCACAGCGAUUUAAUGGAUUAUUCAGCAUUUCACGACUCUCCGUCUGGAAUGGGAAAUGUUUGACAACAUUGAGCGUUGCCCGGGAUGGUCUGUCUUACACAACAUUACAUUGACGGUUCUGCGUGUUUCUCUCCUGGCUGUGGCUUUAUAGAAACAUCUUCUAGUGUUUUCUACUAAUAUAUUUUAUACAGUGGUCAUCUUUUUAAGGCGGCUACUGCGCCUCCAUCCAAGGACCGUUUUGAAGCGGGUUUUUUAAUGAAAUGGUGUGCGGGUAAUUUUCUGUGACGCUCUAACCCAGGGGUGGGCAACAUUAUUGUCUUUCAGCGCCAGGUGCUCAACAUUACAAACCAAGAUAAUUUAGGGUUCUCACCGCCCUUUCAGCCUAUACAUACAUAUAUAUAUAUAUAUAUAUAAGUAAUAGAUGGGUCCUAAUAUUGGGGGUCAUUCCGAGUUGAUCGCUAGCUGCGUUGUUUUUAGCGCAUCGAUCAGGCUAAAAAUCGGCAUUUCUGCCCAUGCGUAUGCCCCGCAAUGCGCAGGUGCGUCGUACGAGUACAGUGAGCAUUGUGGGUUUGCACAGAGUCUAACGAAGAUUCCAGUCACACGGCCGAACGCAGGAAGAUUGACAUGAAGUGGACGUUUCUGGGUGUCAACGGACCGUUUUCAGGGAGUGCUUCGAAAAACGCAGGCGUGGCAGAAGAAACAGGUGUGGCUGGGCGUUCGCUGUCAAAAAGCCACACCGUUCAUUAAAUAGGUCCUGUCGAAUCCAUUCCGACAAAUUCAUGUCGGAAUGGAUCCGACUUUAAUUGAAUAUCGCUGCAACGGCAUUAAUUGCAGCCUGAGUCCCUUUUGGUUGUGCGCACGCGUAGUGGCCGCACUGCGCGUGCGCACACGGUGAGAUGAGAAACCUCUACCUGAUUGAUAGGUGGAGCGGGAGGGGGCGUGCCAACGGCGUUGAAUGGGGGGCGCGGUCCGGACAACGCAGGCAAGUCCACACUGUUGCUGGGGCAAGCCGUCUGCCUGCGUGACGUCACGGGCAGCCACUGCGAGUCGCCUGCCUUUCGCACCAGUGCGGGGAAGAGGGGGGAGGUAGGGCCUGACAUGUGAGGCGGACUAGCCCUGUGCUGGGUGGGCGUCACCUGCAUCUCAGAGAAACUGGUGAUAGAGGUGUUAAAUUUAGCACAUCUACUGCUCGUGAAAAAGCAGCAUUUUAAUGCGCCAGGAAGCCGUGACAUCACUGCAGCACAGCGUAAUGCUUUUCUGUUGUAGCCAGCUCCAGGUUUCUAUGUUCAGGCUGCGUUGUGCGUUGUCAGAGACCGGGCAUAGGACGCACGUGCUGCCAUCCCUGUGUUGGAUACACCAGUAUAUACAGCUUUGUUUCACAUCCAAGGGCAACAACAAUACACAAAUCUAAAUAUGUGGCUGGUAAGCAAGGAUGUUGUGAAUAAAUUGCAGGACGGUGCUUAAAAGCGAAGCCAACGUCCAAACAUCCAUGCAAGAGAAAUAAUUGCAGAAAUAUCCGCAGCACCUUGAGAAAGGGGAGAUAUAAAAUAAUAAAUACCCUUCCCCAAAUAACAGCGGAGAUAUGUCAAUGCACAUGACACUUUCAUAUAUUGGAAUGUUGAUUUUUAAUCUUUCCUUGGACAAGACAGGCCCACUCACUUAUGUACUGUCUUUGUUGCUCACUACACCGUGCCAUAUUUCUCAGUCAGUCAACCCUCACCGCUGACUUCCCCAGUUACUGAGUCACUGGUUGUAUUUUAAAUAAAAAAUAAAAUAAUA
Messenger RNA from Pseudophryne corroboree (corroboree frog), 3455 nucleotides. It is a transcript of the gene OMA1, whose product is annotated as OMA1 zinc metallopeptidase. Gene Ontology annotation, cellular component: mitochondrial inner membrane. Gene Ontology annotation, biological process: protein quality control for misfolded or incompletely synthesized proteins; mitochondrial protein processing. Lineage: Eukaryota; Metazoa; Chordata; Amphibia; Anura; Myobatrachidae. The record is from RefSeq and is a predicted model, not a curated record. Gene Ontology annotation, molecular function: metalloendopeptidase activity. The coding region runs from base 187 to 1689 and encodes 500 amino acids. The transcript has 9 exons.